This is a messenger RNA of Orbicella faveolata, 5759 nucleotides long. RefSeq lists its product as uncharacterized. Gene Ontology annotation, molecular function: serine-type endopeptidase activity. Gene Ontology annotation, biological process: proteolysis. The record is from RefSeq and is a predicted model, not a curated record. NCBI's taxonomy places the organism in Eukaryota, Metazoa, Cnidaria, Anthozoa, Scleractinia, Merulinidae. Gene Ontology annotation, cellular component: membrane.
UGAUAAUAAAUGGUAAGGAAUUUAAUUCUAUAAUCUACAACAUAAAGACCAAAAUAAUGACCGCUUGCUAAGGCAGGUGUGUUACCAGUAAUCCACAGCUAUAGAGUACUGGGUGUCACCUCAAAUACACCACUGUAUGUUGCGCUGAACAGUUUUGGUACCCUUUACUCAACUGAGUUCCAAAAGUAGCGAAUCUUUUUGCUUUAAGAUUUAGCAGCCAUUUCCAUCGCUACUUCCGGAGGGUCACAACGUUAGGGAGUUCGCUACUUUAAUUCAGGUAUCUAUAAUUUUUACUGUAUGAGGGCCAACCAUCUUGAGAAUGAGGAGGUCCUCAUCAAAAGAUAAAAAGGAUAAAUCUCGUGAAAAAUAUUUGAUAUUACAUGAAAACUGAGUAAUGCAUUCAGUGUGAAAUAAGAGAAUUUUAAAAAGAGAAAUGGGAACAGUUUUUUGAUGCUGUAAAGAUCCAAGCAUAACAACACCCAGAAUUUAAAAAUUUUUCAAACAAGCGGACAUCAAACACACAUGCAACUUGACUUCCUGAAACACUGUGGCGAUAACAAUGUCAGUUUUAAACUACAUGUUGUCAACAACUCCCUUCAGCGGCUAACAUAAUCAACUCCAACUUUCUGAUCACUCAGCUCUCUUAUACCGUAAAUUAAGAAGAAUCUGAACCGCUAAGGACAAAGAUCGAUUCCUUAAAAUUGUAGUUCAAAACCUCCCCAGCAAAUAUAUUUUCAUAAAGUAAACAACACGUUGGUCCACAUCCAUGUUUUCAUAUGUGCCAAUGUCUUAUGUCUCAAAUUAAACAUUCUCGACACGUUUUAACUACUCGAAAGUAAUGACGGUCAUUUCUUUCUGGCAGAACUUUUCAGAAAUAUCAUUUUGUUGUCUAUUUCUUCGACACUUGACAAGAAAUAUUUUCUGACCACCAAAAGGUAUUAAUUAAAGACGGUUAGAAAAAUAUAUCAUACAUUGUUUAAUAUUUCUGGGAUCUCUUCACCUGACACAUUACACUAUAUUUUUAAAAAUUCAUUCAUUCAUUAAAAUUCAAUCAAUUUGAAGGAAAGGAGUUCACUGUAAAUACAUGUAUGGUUUACCUUUGUCUUAAACAAAAAGAAUAAAAUAUCUGGUCACAUCUGCUAAAGGUUUAUGUCAACAAAAGUUGCUUCUCUACUUUGAACAUACGUCAUGGAUGUCUACGUGUUUAUUUCAAAUUUGACGUUUUCUGUGUGUACUUAACUGGAUAUUUUCAGCUGUUGUUUUUAUUCAUAAAAAAUGAGUUCUUCCUACCGCGAAUAAUACAAACGAGUAAGACACUUUGAAUAACGCGAAAAUGGAGCAGAAGAAUAGAUCGAAACAAAACAGAGGUGAAUUUCAUAAUGUCGAUUUUUUUAAGAAUUAAUAUUUGAAGUUUGAAUAAUUCAUUACUUCAGAUAUCACAUAUUAGCGCCAAAUGCGUAACUGUUUCAUCUAGACGUAUAUUGAACAAGGCAUCUCCAGCAUUUCCCGUUUAGGAAACAAAUCUUGACAAUCUACAUCCGCAAAUUUGAUCAGUUCUGCAAAACAUUUGCAACAUCAGCGUGCAUUAAUAGAAAGAUCAAAUCUCGAAAUACACUUUAUUUAAAUGUAAAGACCAAAGAAAAACGAAUCAGCGUUUGUUAUAAGCUCGUUAUUAGACAAGAAAUACUAGGAAAAAACGUCCAUUCGUCUGCCGGAAUAAAGCCAAUCUGUGUGUUUUAGGCGAGGUACCGUUCAUUAGCCGUCAAUAUCUAUCUAAUUUAUAUGCAGUUUUCAUAAGAUUUUCGUCACCUUUGACAAGAUGUCUGUGUGAAUAAUAUCAUUGUUGACAACCGUAUUUUUGCAAAUACAAAUCUUGACAAAUAACAGUGUUGAAGACACGGGAAGGAAUAACGUCGAAUCGACGUUACAGCAGUUACUGCGAUUCGGUGGCUCGUACAGUGAUGCAAAAUUGAGUUUGCUCCCUCGCGACAUAAACACAGUAUUGAGCAAACACGUAUGGCAUGUUCGAGUGCGAUUUCACUGAAUAUUGUAUGAAUAAUAAUGAUCAGAUAGAAAUCGCAAACAAGACCUGGCCGACAACUGGACCAACGUCUCGGGGCCUCCAACACGAUUUAUAAGUAUACAGGUUGAUAUGUCACCCUCAAGUUAAAUCCUUUGAUAUCAAAUGGAAAAUACCCUGCCUGUUUUGAUGCUGUUUUCGCUGUUCGCUUUAUCAGAUACUCUAUCAUGGAGCGUCAAACAAUCCACUGGUGUACACAGAGGUUCACCCGCCACACUGGAAUGGACAGUAUCAUUAUCUACAGAAGAAAAAUCCAGAGCUGACCGCUUUUCUUUAAUUCUCUUGGAACGGGAGAUGUUCCUUUACAGCAAUCUAUGGCAGAUUAUGGCCGUUAAACAGUUCUCUAGUGGAGUUCACCAGGAAAUUGGAAAUCACGACACCUUUGAUGUCAUUCCUGGAAAUGACAUGACGCUCCAGUUAAAAAAUAUCACAGACACUGAUGCCACCCGGUUUCGUUGUACAUUCCUCAGCUCCUUUGCGGCACCGAAGAGUGUCGUUGAGCUUGAAAUAAAAGAUUCCCCGAUACAUGUCCGUCUUGUCGGUGGUAUUACUCCCAAUAAGGGCAGAGUAGAGGUGUACCGAAGUGGAUUCUGGGGCACUAUAUGCAAUGACGGUUGGGAUAUCCCGGAUGCGUCAGUUGUUUGUCGAAUGUUAGGUUACCCUGGCGCCUGGACAGCCGGUUGUUGUACUGAAUAUCCCUGGGGGACUGGUCCGGUCUGGUUAAGUGAUCUGUCAUGUACAGGAGAAGAGAAGUCUUUAACAGAAUGUGUUCACAGUGGCUGGGGCAUCAAUAAGUGCAAUCAUGUAAAAGAUGCAGAAGUAGUAUGCUACACCCCAUCAACAGAGAAACACUCACAACAUUCCAGUGUGAUAACAGCGACACAAGCGUCGCCAUCCGUACAGGGUUCAAGUAUUCUAGUGUCAUCUACACCAGCUGCAGUUAAUUUAACUCGUGCUGCUUUAAUGUCAUCUUGGUCGUUCACAGCUUUCUCUUCUUCAGUAUUUUCUCCAUCUUCUUCAUUGAUGGUUCUUACAUCCCCAUCAGCCACCAUAAUACCUGGAGAAGAGAAGUCUUUAACAGAAUGUGGUCACAGUGGCUGGGGGAUCAAUAACUGUGAUCAUGGAAAAGACGUGGAGGUAAUAUGCCACAGUCCGCCGACAGAAAAACCUUCAGGGCUUUCCAGCGCAGUGACAAAGCCAACGAUCCAGACUUCCCAAACUCUACUACCAAGCGGAACAGCAAUAACAACGUCAAUAACAGUAUCCUCUGCAGUACAUUCCACUGUUAAAUCUACAACAAUACAUCGGAUGUCCCCAUCACUAUCCUCUAGCACAAUAACACCGAAUGUACAGAAAAUGUCGUCCUUUCGUACGUCCAGCACUCAAGUGUCGUCUACAUCAACUUCCUUCAUCAUGUCUCAAAAGGCUCCUUCAUCGUCUAGCUUGUUUUUAGUCGUUGUACCUUCAGUAGUAUCUCCCAGUUCAUCUUCAAUUGUGGUGUCGAGCUCGGUUACUCCUACGUUACCACCUGCUCCAAUAUUGCGAUUAAGUGAUGGCGGCGCGGCCGAUUUUGGCCGAGUGGAGAUCCUCUACAAUGGAACUUGGGGCACAGUCUGUGAUGACAGCUGGGAUAUUGAAGACGCUGCUGUAGUUUGUCGAAUGCUUGGCUUCAAAUACGCGUGGACCGCAAUCUCAUUUGGUGUCAGNGAGCACGACGUAGUAAACGUGACAUUAAUUGGCUCCAAAUUCCAGUUUCCUAUUAAGUUCAUUUAUUCAAUUCAAUCUCCAAUAGUGCGAUUAAGUGAUGGCGGCGCGGCCGAUUUUGGCCGAGUGGAGAUCCUCUACAAUGGAACUUGGGGCGCAGUCUGUGAUGACAGCUGGGAUAUUGAAGAUGCUGCUGUAGUUUGUCGAAUGCUUGGCUUCAAAUACGCGUGGACCGCUAUCUCAUUUGGUGUCUUUAUUACAAACAACGAUCUUGAUUUUUAUGGAACUGGGCCCAUUUGGCUCGAUGAUGUUAACUGUAACGGAAACGAGAGCUCUCUUAGCGAGUGCAGUCACAAUGGUUGGUUGGUUCAUAACUGCGAUCAUCUGGAAGACGCCGGAGUGUUCUGUGGUGAUUCACCAAGGCCAGCCAAUCAGAGCGUAUCAACAGUGGUUAAUGACGCUAACAAGCCUGUAGGACCACCAUCUGUUGAAGUUCGAUUAGUGAAUGGAUCAAGUAAUAGAGAAGGUCGUGUGGAAGUCUUUUAUAAUGGUGAAUGGGGGACUGUUUGCGAUGAUGACUUUGACAAACCAGAGGCAGAUGUCAUUUGCAGAAUGAUGGGCUUUCCCGGAGCCGUCUCUGCUGAGGUUGAAGCGACAUUUGGUGCCGGAGAUUCCAAUCAAAUCAUUCUACUUGAUGAGUUAUGGUGCAGUGGAUAUGAGACAUCAAUUGCUUCUUGUUCAUUCACAAGAUGGGGAUCAAGUGACUGCGACCACGAUGAAGAUGCAGGAGUAGUUUGCGCCCCAAUAGUGCGAUUAACUGAUGGCGGCAUUCCAAAUUUUGGCCGAGUAGAGAUCUUUCACGAAGGAACUUGGGGUACAGUCUGUGAUGACAACUGGGAUAUAAAAGACGCUGCUGUAGUUUGUCGAAUGCUUGGCUUCAAAUACGCGUGGACCGCAAUCUCAUUUGGUGUCAGUGUCGCAGAACAGGGCGUUGAACUUUAUGGAACUGGGCCCAUUUGGCUCGACGAUNAAGCGCAGUCACCUAUCUCCCUUAAAAGGACCGUCUCCGUUUUGACUGCGAACGAGCGUGUGCAACUUCUGCACAACGCACAGACAUCACUACUCGCUCCAAUAGUACGAUUGAGUGAUGGUUAUUAUAAUUUUGGCCGAGUAGAGAUUUUUCACGAUGGAACUUGGGGUACAGUCUGUGAUGACAACUGGGAUAUUAAUGACGCGGCUGUAGUUUGUCGAAUGCUUGGCUUCAAAUACGCUUGGACUGCUAUCUCAUUUGGUGUCAGAGUCACAGAGCAGGGCGUUGAUCUUUAUGGAACUGGGCCCAUCUGGCUCGACGAUGUUGACUGUAUUGGAAACGAGAGUUCCCUCAGCGAAUGCAGCCACAAUGGUUGGUUGGUUCACAACUGCGAUCAUCUGGAGGACGCCGGAGUGUUGUGUAGUGAUUCACCAAGACCAGCCAAUCAGAGCGUAUCAGCAGUGGUUAAUGACACUAACAAGCCUACACAACCACCAACUAUUCAAGUUCGAUUGGUAAAUGGCUCACGUGAUCAUGAAGGUCGUGUGGAAGUCUUGUACAAUGGUGAAUGGGGAACUGUGUGUAAUGAUUACUUCGAUAUACGAGAUGCAAGAGUCAUUUGCCGAAUGGCGGGUUUCCCCGGAGCCGCCUGGGCUGAAGUCAAAGGAAGAUUCGGUGCUGGAAACUCCAGUCAGAAAAUUUGGCUCGAUGACUUGUGGUGCAGUGGUUAUGAGACUUCUAUUGCUUCUUGCUCAUUCAGGGGAUGGGGAUCACAUAAUUGCGGCCACAAUGAAGAUGCUGCUGUGAUUUGUAAGAAGAAAGAUCCAGGUAAAAGAAAAUAUUACGAUCAUUUAUUAACAAUUUUUUUUUCGACUAAUAUAUUUUUAUAUCAAGCAUGAUGGCAGCAACGCUCGGGAGAAUAUAGGCCGAAGAUUUUGACAGAAC